This is a messenger RNA of Porites lobata, 1382 nucleotides long. Lineage: Eukaryota; Metazoa; Cnidaria; Anthozoa; Scleractinia; Poritidae. The record is from the annotation of a GenBank genome assembly.
AUGAGACUGAAAAGUUAUUUAGAAGGGCUGGGAGACUUGACUCUGUCUUGGUUAAGACGCCUCUUGAGAUCUCAUUACCAGGAGAAGAGUGCAACUGAAUUUUAUAGGAAAAUUCAUUACCUGACGAGGGAAUUCCACGUUAAAUUGCACGCGAAAACCGAUAUCGCACGAAUCGCGAAGCGAUGAGUGCGAUAUCGGUUUUCAAGUGCAAUUUAACGUGGAAUUCUCGAGUCAGGUAAUGAAUUUUCCUUGAAUCGCAUAAUUGAAUAAAAAUCAGAAGAAAAAAAAGAAAACAGCAAUAAUAUCUAUUGUUUGUUUUUAUCCUGAGCGCGCGCUCCAGAAAGCCAUUUCAAAGUCAACUGUCAGAACUGUCAUUACGUUAGCGAAUAGGAAGUAAGGUCAGUCGUACACGUUUGAACCUUCAAUAACCUUUUUUGUACCUUGUGCUUGUUGUCACAUUUGUUUUCAAACUUUUUUACAUGUAAACAAGCUUCACACUAAUCGUAAGGAUAAAUAGAGGUAUUUUACUGAAUUUAGAAGCCGUUUAUGUAGAACGUCUUUUUUCAAAUUGGUCAUUUGCUCGAGAAGGAAAAUAAUUUGCACCUUUUACCUCUUCGGCGGCAAAACUGAAAGAAAUCAAGUGUCCAAGCGAAAGCACUGAAAGUUUAACAUGUUUAACGUCGCGAUUGACAUAAGGUAAGUACCUUGAAAUGUUUUAGAAAUGCUGUUCAAGUUCAGCUCUGUUUUGUACUUUUCUAAGUACCACGAUUCAGGACGAUUGCAAGCGGCGUACUCUUUUUCGUGUUUUCAGGGGCCAUGUCCUCUUUGAAGGUAUUUAUUUCUUCUUCUGUAUAUGGGACAAUCGACCCCGGCACUUCCUCCGUUGUCGCUUCUCCGUUUUGUUUAGUUGAACUUUGGAUUGCCAUUUUCUGGGCCGUGUUCACUGGAUUUUCUUGUUUUCUGGUUGUCGCGAGUGAAAGAGGUUUUAUGUCUCUUCGAGAAUCUGUAGUUCAGUUCAAAACAAGGAAGAACCUCCGGCUCACUUUAAAAACGCUUUUGUUUGUUUUUAACUCUUCAAAAAGUAACAAUGAAUGGUUUUGAAAACAUUUUAAAAUGACAUUGUAGAAAACCUUUUUGCAUGUUGUUGUGUUAGAAUUUGACGAUAGUUGUUACGUAGAUGCGAAACAAUAUCGCUUUUUAGCCUCGUUUUCAACUCGCAAUUCCACACUAAAUACCUCGCUUCGUUAACCAAUCAGAAUGCGAGAUUUUACUUAAUUAUGCGAUUCUAACAAAAAAAUUUACAGGAGCUACAGGGGAAUCCACAAAACUUUCCUAUCAGAACUUUGGACUCUAGACAAAAGAUCCUUUUUGUCUCAAAGUAG